Molecule: messenger RNA, 503 nt
Organism: Racocetra persica
Lineage: Eukaryota; Fungi; Glomeromycota; Glomeromycetes; Diversisporales; Gigasporaceae
Source: the annotation of a GenBank genome assembly
CCCAAUUGGUAGAUGAAAAUCCCACUGACCAAGCCAGUUAUGAGAAAUGGGUAGAAAAGUUUGAAAAUUUGUUUGCCAAAGACACUAUUGAAAUUAUAAGUAGGGGUGGUAGCGGACCUUCUGAACCCGAGGAGGCGGCCAAGUUUAUGGCUUCGGUCUUUUGGCCGAGUAGAUUUCUGGACCUCAAAAAACAAAAAAAACCAACCCAAACACCGCCACCAACCGGCAAAAAACCUGAUGAUGCCAAAAUUGAUGCGGCACGGGAUGAAAUAGUGGGAGCAUCAACCGGAGGAAAUGAUAUGAAAGCAUUGUUGAAAAAGAUAUUUGACGAUAACCGAGCGGAAUUAAAAAAGAACGAUGAGGCAGUUUUAGCCAAUUUGAAAGAAUUAGCCAAAAUAAUUGAUAGGGCUUAUAAAAAUGGGGCCGAAGUCAGACCGAGUGAAUUAAGGGCUUAUUCGGGAGGUGAUGCCAAUCAAAAAAAGGCUUGGGAAUUGGCGAACAAG